Molecule: messenger RNA, 1674 nt
Organism: Sparassis crispa
Lineage: Eukaryota; Fungi; Basidiomycota; Agaricomycetes; Polyporales; Sparassidaceae
Exons: 1
Coding region: 1-1674 (557 amino acids)
Molecular function (GO): protein binding
Source: RefSeq, a predicted model, not a curated record
AUGCCCGUUCACACUCCACUUCAUCUCACACAGGUCAAGUCUGCCUCGUCGUGGGAUGAGGGACUAAUCAAGCAGUACCUCAGGCAACUACCAGAACCGAGUGUGCCUCACAAUGCCCAGAUCUGGGCCGCGAAAGUGGUGCUGAUAAAGAUCCGUCUUCGCGAGCUGCGUUUGGUGGAGGAAUUGGCCGCCCCUCGAAUAGUCCCGGCGAUUAGGUCACAGAUCACAGCCAUGUUGUUGGCGCGCAACCUAUCAACUUGGCUCGCCUUCCCCAUUAACAACUUACCUGUGGAGAUCUUGAUCCAUAUUUUCCGCUUCGUCGUGUACAGUCAAACAAACCCAUACGACGGAAUACGACAACGGAUGUACCUGACGUGGGUUUGCAGGCAUUGGAGAACCAUCGCUAUCGCUGAUCAGAUACCUUGGAGCUUCGUGUGGUACAGAGGGAGGGCGCCGUGGCCCCUAGCCGAGCUGUUCUUGGAACGGGCAGGAACCGCUCCCCUAGAUAUUGUGGUGGAGGAUAGGUCGAAGAUUCCGGACGAUCAGGAGCCGCCCCCCUCCCUCACGGUCGAGGAUGUGGACUAUCUGAUGGACGAGCUCUCCCUGCGCAUUGGACAGAUUCGUAGCCUCGAACUUUUCGUGCAGGGAUAUUUUCCCACAAUCCGUAUCAUGUUUUGGCUCUGCGCCUGUGGCAUUCCGCAUACUAUGACAAGAUUCAAGGUGUACCGAGGCUUGACACCCUUCUUGUGGGAACUGCGGGAUUCGCGGGACAUCCAGCAGCGUUGCAUGAUUCCGCUGUGUGGCGGGAACGUACCCAAGCUGGAGGAGCUUCACCUUGACGGGGUCGGUAUAGACUGGCAGAUUUUUCCGGCGAGAAACCUGCGGUCAAUCGACCUUCGUCGCAUUGGGUGGGAUUUCAGUCCAUCUCCCGAGCGGUGGAUUGCCAUGUUACAGGGAUGUCCGAACCUCUACAAGCUCGUCUUAACGGCGACAGGUCCCAGAUGGGACGACACAGGUAUCAGACGAGUACAUCUCCCCAACCUGCGCGAUUUCGCGCUGGGUAACGUCAGCCUGCAAUACGCCCAAUACAUCUUCGACUUUAUGGAUGCGCCGCGUCUCAUGAAACUGACGUACGACACCAUGAAAUCGGAAGACUACGGGCCACUCCUGGACGUCGCCACGACGUUCCGCGAGAUGAAGGUUUUAGCAAUUCAAGGCAUGAAUUUCCACCCAACACAGCAGAAUUUGUGCAGGAUAGUGAAGCUGCUUGAGGGGAUGUCCAAUCUCCGAUUCCUGAAGAUUGGUGAUGCGACCCGGCAAUUCCUGGAUGCUUUCAUGGAGGACCCUCGCGAAUACCGCGAAGAGGAUCCCGUGAACGAAUCGCCCCACGCAAAUGCGCCCCUCUCGGUUUUGUGCCCAGACCUCCAGUACUUGUUAGUGCUGGAGCAGGAACCGGACUCCUUGAUCAGAUUCUUGCGCGGUCGACGUGCACUGGGUGUUCCGUUCAGUGCGGCAUACCUUGAUGUGCGGUUCUAUGCAACGUUAUCCGACGAGCAGGUUAAGGCAAUGCGCGCAGAGCUGACGAAUGAGCUGUUCACCAUACGCGGAGUGUCGCCGGGGCCGGCCGAGGAAGAAAUAGACAAGGAGAUUGCAGCGACAGUGCAAGUGGUGUAA